AUGCGAGCCCGUGCACCCGAGAACACCAUCGUCAAGCUCCGAAAUUUUCAGGGCGGGGGCUUGUGGGUGCAGGCGUGUUCAGGCCCACGCGUGGUGCUAGUGGCCUUCACCGUCAAGGGUUUUCAAAAGCUUUCAGUUCGGGAUCGGGAGGACUUGUCCAGGAGUGAUGACAUGCCUCAGGGUGCGCAUCGGUGCCCCGGCCUUUCGGGCCCUAUCGGCGUGCAGGAGUCGCAGGGUUCAGACUCCGUGGUCACGGUGGACAACAGUGGCAGCAGUGCGACGCGUGAUGACGGAUCGCCCAUCACUCCUCGAGAUCUUCUGUGGCACGGCGGGGCUGUCGGCCGCUGCUCGGAAGAUAGAUCGCGAGAAUCAACAGCGUCUUUGGCCCGAAAUCCGGAGGGCACACGCAAUCUGGUUGGCUCCGCCCUGCGGAACUUCCUCGGUGUUCAGCUACUGCCAAGCUCAGGGGAUACCUUGCGUGGUGGAGAAUCCUGUCUCAAGCCUCAUGUGGCGUACUACAUGGUUCGUAUGCUGCGCAAGUGUGAUGCUAGUCAUGUGCAUAGACCUUGGGGGCUAGUGCGGUCACCAACACAUGUGGGCUUUGCAACGGCCGAGGAAACCGCGUACCCUGCCGCGUUUUGCGAUGCCGCAGCCAGGGAUCUGCAGCUGAUCAUGCGUGCAAAAGGUUUUGCAUGUGACGAUCUUCAUGCCACCGGCACCGCCGCUGCGUCGGCAUUUGCGCAAAAGCAGCCCCGGAAGGGGCGUGGUCAGGUCGGCCCGCCCGAGUUUCGCCGAUAUGUCCGUGUGCGCGUUCCCUUGGAUGUUACACUGCCUGAGAAGGUGCCUGCAACAACACCGUCGUACCUUGCUCAG
Molecule: messenger RNA, 873 nt
Organism: Symbiodinium necroappetens
Lineage: Eukaryota; Dinophyceae; Suessiales; Symbiodiniaceae
Source: the annotation of a GenBank genome assembly